This is a messenger RNA of Ustilaginoidea virens, 537 nucleotides long. RefSeq lists its product as uncharacterized. The transcript is spliced from 2 exons. Bases 1 to 537 code for a protein of 178 amino acids. The record is from RefSeq and is a predicted model, not a curated record. Lineage: Eukaryota; Fungi; Ascomycota; Sordariomycetes; Hypocreales; Clavicipitaceae.
AUGUCGAGAAGAGAGUCACCACCAAGCUCGCAUGUCGAAGUUCUUUUGGCACAACAACUCGCCUCUCAACUGGCACAAUCAUUGGGGAUCUCUGUUGCGAGCCUCGCUGGCCUAGUCCUCGUUGCAUUUUGGGCGUGGUUCACGAACAUGAGAUCAAGACGAAAGCCGGGGGCCUUACAACUCCUGGCAAGUGAGUCAGAUGUUGGCCUGUCAAAACAGCACAGGAAGCAUGGGGCCUCCCGUGGCACGCUGCGCGAUGCGGCGGGAAAUUUCCGCACAAGGUGUCGAAAGCAUGACGGACCUUUCCCCCCCAACAACGCCAAAACCUGUGCGGCUUCAAGACAUCUGUCGGAGGCAACCAGCUUGAAGGGACAGCGCGUUCCAACCCGAUCCCAUCUAGACAGUCUUGCCGGACGCGUUGCGCCAGCACACAGUCACAGAUGCAAUGCACACAACCUCCUGCUGAUCGAAGAAGCCAUGCAGAUGUCGAACUCGUCUGCCGAGCAACAGAGCGAGGUCAGAUCGGAUCCCUUUUGA